Pelobates fuscus (common spadefoot toad) is the source of this 2729-nucleotide messenger RNA. RefSeq names its product transmembrane channel like 6 (gene TMC6). Gene Ontology annotation, cellular component: plasma membrane. Gene Ontology annotation, molecular function: mechanosensitive monoatomic ion channel activity. The record is from RefSeq and is a predicted model, not a curated record. The transcript has 21 exons. Lineage: Eukaryota; Metazoa; Chordata; Amphibia; Anura; Pelobatidae. The coding region runs from base 243 to 2573 and encodes 776 amino acids.
UUGAGUGGGAGGGGUGUGAGUCAUGUGACCACAAACUUUCUCUCCGGGCAAUCCUCCCCCCUAUGGAAUAAUAAGGAAUGAGUGUCCUUAGGGCGUGGAACAAACCAAAUAGGAAGGGAGGGGUGCAUGAGGCACACAGGGAGAGAGGAUGGAACUAUCAGGGCUUCCUGUAGAACCUCUCAGUGAUGGUGUGUGUGGACAGGUAUUAACCGUUUGUGGACAGGUCUUGACUCAGUAUUACCAUGUCUGUAGGAUUCCUAGUCGAUAUACCUGAGGAUUAUGAGGAGACCAGCCCGACCGAUGAAUUUGACGUACACAACUCCUUCUGCAGUGUGAUUCAAGAUUUAGAAAAUGGAGGAGACAUUGAACUACAACAGCUUGACACAGGUGAUGUGCAAUAUAGACCAGCUGAAUAUCAAGCGGCCACCUUGAAAAUUCUGGCAGAUAUGCCAAGCCGGACAAUUGGCCGCUGCAUGGGAGCAACGCUUUGUGAGUACUACAACCGUACCGUGAUAAAGCGACGAUCCAAAAAAAGGCCAUCCGUUUAUAAUUUACUGCGCUCCUCCAGGCCCAGCCUGCGGCACAGGGAUGAGGUUACAGAGGGAGAACAGGAGCAACAGCAGCUGCUGGUUUCGGAACUUCAGAAGACGUCGGGGGCCCAGAGGACACACUUACUGAAGAGCUUCCCUCUCAGUCUUCGUGUGAAGAGGCAGUUAAGGCACUUAACGACUGAAGGAAGCUGGAGGCAACAGAACGUGAUCCCUUGCUGCAGCGGACUGCGAGACGACCUGAGCAUGGCAAAUCAUCAGUGUUGGUUGUCCUGUCUGUCUGCAAUGUAUGCGCUACGUCCAUGGCAAAAAUCGCUAAAACAGAUCGGGGGACGCUUUGGCUCCAGCGUUCUUUCAUACUUUGUCUUUCUAAAAACCCUUCUUGGAUUCAACAUCUUCAUGUUCUUCCUGUGCAUUCUGUUCAUUGUCACCCCACAAGCCGUGCACCCCCAGAUGGACCUCAAUCCACGAUCGUUUGUUGGCCUGGAGCUACUCACUGGAGCUGGGUAUUUCUCGAGCUCUGCUAUGUAUUACGGUUACUAUAGCAACCUUACUCUGAAUGAUGAGUGUUCUGGAUAUAAUUCCACCACGUGUCCGAGCACCAAGACUUGGCUCCCUUACCAAAUGCCACUAGCAUAUCUAUACACCAUCGGUGCAGCUUUCCUCAGCACGUGCAUUAUCCUGGUCUACAGGAUGUCUUGCUCUUUCGGAGACAGUUUUCGGAUCGGGUAUUUCUCGGGAGUUAUGGCCCUUAAAGUUUUCAGUUCCUGGGAUUUUAAAGUGACUCGGAUUCGAUCUGUGCAGAGACAGCGAGAAAAUAUCUACAUGCAGCUAAAAGAGAUGCUAUGCGAGGACACCCAACAUCCCCAUUACAUGAGGAAGCGGCUGCAGAGUGUCUGUGUCCACGUUUUCUCCUGGACCCUGUGUCUGUGUAGCUGGCUGGGGUCUGCGGUGGCUGUGUUCAUCUUGUCUGAACAACUGCACAAGGAUCACCGUGUAAGGCUGAGGACGAGGGGGGAGCAGGAGGUGGAGGCAAUGCUUUUACCACUACCACUAGCAGUGUCCACAUGUAACCUUCUCCUGCCCUACAUAUACCAUGGCCUUGGACUGUGGGAGAAACUCGGCUCCCCUAUUCUGGAGGUCUAUGUCGCCAUCUGUAGGAACCUUAUUCUGAAGAUAGUCAUCCUUGGCGUAUUGUGCUACCACUGGUUGAGUCGAAAGGCGAGCUAUAUGGAGAACAAGUGCUGGGAGACCUUUGUUGGGCAGGAGCUAUAUCGGUUUGUAAUUAUGGAUCUGGUGUUUACGCUGCUGGACACUGUUUUUGGGGAGCUCCUCUGGAGGACCAUCCUGGAGAGGAGACAUAGACAGAAGCGCAGGACAGAGUUUGACAUUGCACGGAAUGUCCUGGAAUUGAUCUAUGGGCAGACCUUGGCAUGGCUCGGGGUCCUCUUCUGUCCGCUCCUUCCAGCUGUCCAGAUUAUCAAGCUUUUACUGCUAUUUUACGUGAAGAAGGCCAGCCUGAUGACGAACUGCCGCUCCCCAAAAAAGCCCUGGAGAGCUUCUCACAUGAAUACAAUAUUUCUUACCCUCCUCUGCUUCCCCUCCUUCCUGGGAGCCGCUGUGUUCCUCUCCUACACUGUGUGGUCGGUGAAACCCUCAAACUCCUGUGGUCCAUUCCGCUCUCUCGGGACCAUGUCUGAGGCUGGAAAAUAUUAUGUUCAGCUGUUGGGGAAGACCAACCCAAAACUAAGCUGGAUAAACUGGAUCCAUCACUACCUCUGGGAGAACACCUUCUUCAUUUACUUGGCAACAGGAGUCCUGCUGGUUGUGAUUUACUUCCAUAUUCAAAUUGUAAAUGGACAGCGGAAGAUAAUAAAAUUAUUAAAGGAGCAAAUUUCAAACGAAGGAGAAGACAAACGCUUCUUGAUCUCAAAACUUCAUUCAGUUUAUGAGAAGAAGAGCAGAGGCCCUGGGAGACGUCAAGCAAUGCUACAAAAGCAAAAUAUUGCCACUGGUAAGAUCUGAUCUGGAUAUCUCAACCCCCCCAAAUGCUGCACUAACACUGGACGACAGACCCCUGACAUGUGCCAAAGACCUGACCCUGUGAUAGUGAAAAGGACAUUACACUUUCUAAAACCACUUUUUAUACUUGUAUAUUUAUCUAAUAAAACUACUAAACAA